Messenger RNA from Cladophialophora carrionii CBS 160.54, 492 nucleotides. RefSeq lists its product as uncharacterized. The coding region runs from base 1 to 492 and encodes 163 amino acids. The record is from RefSeq and is a predicted model, not a curated record. The transcript has a single exon. NCBI's taxonomy places the organism in Eukaryota, Fungi, Ascomycota, Eurotiomycetes, Chaetothyriales, Herpotrichiellaceae.
AUGGCUUCGUCAUCCAAGUGCAACUACUCGAUCAGUGAUACGGCGUCCAGCAGAACGAAUAAGACCACUAAAGUCAAGUCUUCAACCAGCGCAGACCCUGGCACUAUGAUGUCCAUCAGCAGCCGGAACCAGAAAGCCGACAACGGAGUCAUCGGGCUUGCCCGGGCUUUUGGCAGUUUCAGACCUUUUCUCGGAGGUAAGGAAGCUGGCAGAUCACAACAGAGCCACGAGAGUCGUGAGACACGCCAGUGCUGGGAUGAUACUUGGGGCAGUAUCGGGUCUGAAGGCUCCAAUUCGCACGGCAACAACAACGGCAACAGCCAAAUUGCGAAUAACGGGCAACUCAACAAUCUAGAUAGUAAGGAUCGGAAAGACAAGGUUGGCCAACUUCAGAACAAGGAGAGCUGCGACGAGGAGGAGGUUAGCGAGGACUGGCUGUGGAGACAAGCGGACGAGGCGGCUGCUGGGGCGUCGUGGUGGAAGAGGAAGUGA